Glycine soja is the source of this 1150-nucleotide messenger RNA. RefSeq lists its product as uncharacterized. The transcript has 7 exons. Gene Ontology annotation, molecular function: nucleic acid binding. The record is from RefSeq and is a predicted model, not a curated record. The coding region runs from base 176 to 853 and encodes 225 amino acids. Lineage: Eukaryota; Viridiplantae; Streptophyta; Magnoliopsida; Fabales; Fabaceae.
GUGGGCUGUUUGGAAUAGUGAUGGGCCAAUUCGGCACCCAAAACUAAAAGCCUAUAGCCGACUAACUCCACUUCCCUGAAAACUUGUGUUGGUGCCCUUCUCGCUGCACUGCUUCUUCGUUCUUCUCUCUGGCGACCAAACUCGAAGAAUCCAAACAGCAGGUUUGUUGUGGAAGAUGAGUGGUGUUGUUAGGGCUGCAUUGAGAUCCACCACUAGUGUUUGUGCACUUGUGCAGAGAAGCCAUGGCCUCCUCCCAUUGAGGUGCUUCUCCACUGAGGCAGAACAGCCACCUUUGAAUUCAACACCCCCUCCUCCUCCGUUCUUUGAGACUGACCAUUCAGGUUUGACAUAUGGUAAUCUGCUUGGUGUUCGUAAAUAUGCGCUGAAAACUGAUAUCAUCAACUUUCUUGAAGGGUGUAAUUUGACUCUGGAGGAUGUUAAAAUGGAUUAUGACCGUAGCUUUUCCCCAGUUUCAACGUUGUUGCAAUUCCCUACUCGUGAUUCCUUUGACCAUGCUGUAAAAGUGAUUUUAAAGAAGGGUCGCUUGUACAAAUUGGACAGGGUUAAUCUUCACCAAUGGGACCAAGUAAAACCAUAUGACGGAAAAACUAUUUUAAUUCAAGGAAUGCCUCGAGCAGGUACAUAUGAAGAUAUAGGACGCAUCCUCUCCGGUUUUGAAUUUGAUUCCUCCUCCAUUAGCUUGUUUUUAAGGCCCGGAGGUACGGCAGGUGCGGAUCCCAUUAAACUGGCCACAGUACGUUUCAAUUCAAGGACUCAAGCAAUGAAUGCAUACAUUGCAAAAAAUGGAACGUUUUGCCAAAACAAUCGCAUUUGGAUACAAGUUAUCCAGUAAUACACGCGCCCCUUACUGGCGCUAGUGUUAUAGUACUGCUUUAAUAGAGUGCAGAGUAGUUUAAGUUGCUUUUUUCUUGGUAAUUUUGGAUUUCAUAAUGUCUUCGGUUUAAAGGGAUGCAAGGAAAUGGCUACCUUGAAUAAAAACACUUGAUAGUUGAUUGGUAGUUGAUGAAGAGUUUGGUUUUUCUUCGUAUUGAAAUGUGUUUUUAUAUUAACGAUGAAGUCAAGGUUUUUUAAAUGACUUUGAAAACGUGUUGUUGAUUAUAUGAUAAUUUGAGUUUAGAAAUUCCAUAUA